Molecule: messenger RNA, 1653 nt
Organism: Colletotrichum gloeosporioides
Lineage: Eukaryota; Fungi; Ascomycota; Sordariomycetes; Glomerellales; Glomerellaceae
Product: Versicolorin B desaturase
Exons: 6
Coding region: 1-1653 (550 amino acids)
Molecular function (GO): heme binding; iron ion binding; oxidoreductase activity, acting on paired donors, with incorporation or reduction of molecular oxygen
Source: RefSeq, a predicted model, not a curated record
AUGGGUGUCCUCUUUGACUCUAGUUACCAAGGCAUUCUCGUCUCCGGACUUGGAGUGCUCUGCGGUUUCGCCGUUCACCAUGCCCUCUUCAUUCACGGAGAGUGGCAUGUACAAGCGCCUCAGAUUGCGCUGGGCCACUUUUGGUUUCUCUUUUGCUUCAUUGCUUCAAGCAUCUACUACAAAGAUACCUUGAUUGGCGAGCUUUCUCGGUGUCUGUUGACGCUGUUUGCUGGCUAUCUUCCUGGUCUUUUGGCCAGUAUCACUCUCUACAGAAUCUUUUUCCACCGUCUGUCUGGCUUCCGUGGUCCGUGGUACGCCCGCAUCACGAAGCUCUGGCACGUAUGGGCAUGCAGAGACUGCAAGAACCACCUGGUUCUGGAGAACCUGCACGAGCAAUAUGGAGACUUUGUCAGAACGGGUCCCAGCGAAAUCACCGUCUUCCACCCGGGAGUCUUCAUGGCUGUGGAUGGCCCCCGAUCGGAGUGCAUCAAGGCGGAGUGGUAUGACAUUCUGCAUCCCGAUCGCGCCCUCGUUACCACCCGCGUCAAGCCUAUUCAUGCUGCUCGACGUCGUGAAUGGAACCGUGGCUUCUCGGCUCAAGCCCUUGUCCAGCACGAGUCAAAGAUUCUCAAGUAUAUUGAGCAACUUGAUCAAUGCAUCGAGGCCAAUGCCGAAGCAAACAAGCCUUCGGAAGUGCGGGACCUCUUCUUCUGGUUCGGGUUUGACGUCAUGGGCGACUUCGUCUUCAGCAAGUCUUUUGACAUGCUGCAUCAGCAGCAAUGGCACCACAUCAUCGUGCGUCUGCAGCGUGCUCUGUCCCUUCUUGGGCCGUUCAGCCCUACCCCGUGGUUGAUUCAGGUCGGCUUCAAGCUCGCUCCGCGCGUGGGUGUUCUCAAGGACUGGUUCGACAUGGUCGCUUGGUGCGAGCGUCAGAUGCGCGUGAGACUAGACGAUGCAUCUCCCAAGCCAUCUGUGCCUGACCUCGCCCAUUACCUGAUGGAAUUGGACGAUGGACAGACUGAGAUGAAGGAUCGCUUGACUUGGCUGUUCGGUGACAGCUUGCUUGCUAUUGUGGCUGGAAGUGAACCGACUGCUGCCGCUCUGAUCGGCAUCUUCUGCGAGCUGGCAAAGCACUCGGAGCACGUUGACAAGGUCUACGAAGAGUUGAAGGACGUUGACGUGACAGACCUCAAGACCCUGACGAGCCUGCCUCACCUCAACGCCGUCAUCAACGAAGGUCUCCGACUCUACCCGGCCCUGCUCACGGGCGGAGCCAGGAAGACGACCGAGAACGGUGCAACCAUCGGCGACACCUUUAUCCCGCCCAACACGACCAUCAUUGCGCCUCGGCAUGUCAUUUCCAGAAGGGAGGAUUGCUUCGAGCGGCCGAAUGAGUUUAUUCCCGAGAGAUGGAGCACCCGACCGGAGAUGGUCCGAAAUGCAUCCGCCUUCGCACCUUUCGGUACAGGUCAUCACAGCUGUCUCGGGCGUUUCCUGGCCACCGACUCCAUGAGGUUCGUGGUGGCAAGGUUGGUCAAGAAAUAUCACAUUCGCCUUGCUCCCGGUGAGACUGGAACUCGGGUUUUUGACGACAUUCGGGAUCAGUUUACUUCCAACCCCGGCCCCUUGUCUCUCUGUUUCGAGUUGAGGUGA